CAUUUUCAUUUUAUUAAUCUUUUGUUUCAUAGAGCUUUCAGUUUCUUAAUGUGUUUUCUUUUUUCUUUUCUUUUUGCCUUUUUUCUUAGUGAUACCAAAUGAUACUCUGAAGUUUCCAACUAUCGUCAUUAGGGGUUGGAUGCGUUUGUUUCAAAUGAGGCAAUGAAACAUAUACCUCCAAUGCUGUUGGGAUUGGAAUGCCAAAGGGAAAUAUUGUGAGCGAAGUCAAUCUCGAUUAACUUUAGUAUUGUGGUAAUUGACAAGGUCAGAAUCCCUUGAUUGCAAUUAGGAGAUUUACCCCUUCAAAUGGGAUUCACAUGUUUGUUCGACUUGUUGAUUCAUUCACGUAUUUCUUUUGAUUCCAACUAUUAUCAAGUCCAGACUUCUCAAAUUUGUGAUAGAAAAAAAAAAUAUCAUAUAUACACUCAUGAUGUGCACAUCCUUCUACGUUGAAGUUUUCAAUUUAUAUGGUGUGAACUGGGAGAUUGUUCUAUAGGGUUGAGACCCUAAUAAAGGUUAUAUCUUGAUCUCUAACAACGGAGCAUAUUAAAUCUUAGCCUACUAACUGGACCAUGUUUUGACACCAAGCGGAUAUGCCAAUGAUUUCAUCGAGCCUAUUAGAGUAUUGUAAUGUUGUUUGUGAAAUAAGAGAAGCAUUAGUGGAAAACAAAAUCAUGAACGGGGCUGAAAAGAAGACAAAAAGAUUGCAGCUGCUUGGUAUGGCAUUACCAAGGAAAUUAAGAAACGUAGAUCUCAGAUGGAACUUCAACAUCUCAAGAAGAGGACAACAAUAAUACAUGAUUAAAGCUAGCCCUUUUUU
Rubroshorea leprosula is the source of this 820-nucleotide messenger RNA. Lineage: Eukaryota; Viridiplantae; Streptophyta; Magnoliopsida; Malvales; Dipterocarpaceae. The record is from the annotation of a GenBank genome assembly.